Messenger RNA from Amoebophrya sp. A120, 6465 nucleotides. NCBI's taxonomy places the organism in Eukaryota, Dinophyceae, Syndiniales, Amoebophryaceae. The record is from the annotation of a GenBank genome assembly.
AUGUCAUUAGUGGAGAAAACGAGGAGACAAUUGAAAGAACAACCGAACGAUUCCGGUGUAGCGGGCACGCUGAGCGAAAUGCUGCGGGAGAACUACAACGGGUUGAAGAAAAUGUUGGGCCUGGCGGGAAGCAAUAGUAAGAGCAAGAGCAUUCCCGAAGGUUCACCGAAAACCGGUACGGUGACGACCACAGCGUCCCCACCGUCGAACGGGACGCAGAUCCAGCAGACGCUGAACGGGAUAUCACAGUGAAAAAUGCCCCCACCCUCAAAUUUGCAAAAAUUUGCGAUGCGAAGUUUCCAAAUGAAAACUUUUUGUCAUGCAUGCAAGGGGUACGAAUCUCUCUGAUGCAGAGUCUAGGCGGGUAUCGCAUGAUCGCUUGCAUGACAAGCGCCGCUUUUGCUGGGAUCUUUUGCAAUGCAAAUUUUUGCUAUUCGCGAUUAGAAAUCUGUGAUGCUGAUAGAUGCAAGAGGGCGAAUGUUUCAUUUGGAAAGGUUUGCAAUACAAAGGCUCCCAAGUUCGGGGGUGGGGGCAUUUUUCAUUGUAAUACGGAACUAACGGAAACGUAACCGCGCCGCCGUGUUGCCAGCAGACCCCUUGUACGCAUUGCAAAUAUAAUUGAUCUGUGGUCCCUGGAUAAUUUGUGAUUGUGACGCGAUAAUUUGAAGAUGAAGAAGAGCAAGACUUGGGAAGAUCCACGAAUAGGAGUGGCGAGUUCUCUUGAUGAUUUGCUGCGAAUUUUUAACUCAGUUUGUCAUGCGUCUUGCGAAUGACUCUACUGCAAUAUGAGCCUCCCAAAAUUUUUUCUGAUACUGUUGCGCCAGACGAGCAGCUACUCUGCGAUCAUGCGAGCUUCACCAACAGAAAUCUCCAAACGUCAAGGCGAUUCGAUCGUAUUUGUAAAAUGCAUACCUUGCAACCACAAUUGCACCGACCAAGAGCGUCUACUGGGGGUCCUGAAAAAUUGCACGUGCCCAGCCACCACGGCAACGCCACCGCCGGCCACGGAGGGCACCACCCAACCCCCCGUUCCUUCGCCCUCGCAUAACACCGCGCCCGGAGGGUUUGUGCAAAUAGAUGAGAUACCAGCACCCAUGCCAUCGUAUGCUUUGGAAUAACAACUGGUAGGAAUGAAUUUUUCACCGUGGUAGUUCUGUCGUGUAAGUUGGCUAUCAAACAGUUCCAUGCUGAUAAAUUAUCAGCAUGAAAAUGUUCGAAGAUAUGGCUGCAUCCUCGAAGAAGUAGGUUACUCGACCAUCGAAGACAGUACAACUCCUAUCGGCUUGUUUUCCAAUGCAUACCGCGGCAGCGGGAGCUGUCCCCCUAAACCCGAUGAACUCCGUGGAUGAGCCGUACGACCACCAAAACGAUGAGGUAUUUUGAUAUUUCGUUAAGUGCUGAUGUGCAUGAUCUUCGCUAAGCGUAAAUGUGAACGUGGAGGUGUAAAUGAGAAAUGGAAAAAAUCAAACCAGGACGACGAUGAUGUUUUGGACCAUGAAAAGCCAAGACCUACUAGCGAGGAAAACAAAGACAUCAAAGCCAGCCCCAGUACAUCGACUGGCACGUCGUUCCUUCAAGCGGACGACAACAAGCAUGCGGACGAAUCAUUUAUUUCCGUCGAGGAUAAAAAAGGUUCGAAAGAUGAGUGGCACGUCGUUGACAAGGAGAAACUAAGCGGCGGAGUAGCAGCGUCCAGUAAGAACGAUCAUGCAAAGAAGGAAGAGGAGACAACAGGAACGGCACAACUCGCACGGAAAAAAUCCACGAUGACCACGUCGCACCAGUCAAGAACAGAUGCUGCAACCACCAGUACUCUGCACGGAAAGAGCAAAACAGGUAAGUCGGAAGUAGUAGAGAAAUCAGCACAUGAUGACCAAAAGGAGGACAAAACAAACCUCCACGAAGAUCACAAGCCGCGGACGCCCGAGGAAGAGCAGAAACACAAGGAGUGGGAGAUCCGAAUCAAGAUGUUGGAUCAGGUUGCGAAAGACCACACGGAAAAAAUGAAAAAGGAGGAGGCCGCAAUGGAGGACAAAGCGAUGAAAGAGGUUGCGUCGAAAUACGCAUUGGAGAUUCACUAUGCACGACUCGUAGAAGAUGAAAAACCUUGCCAACUCAUCUCUUGAAAUAAAACCGAAAGCUGUAAUGCAGAAUCAAUGAGAUUCAAGAUCAAGGGUAGAGGGUCUUGGUGUUAUGCAAGUUCUUCAGUUGAGACACUGGCUCUUCAUCUCCGUGUGCGGUGAACAAUUUCCUCUGUCGAUACGAAACAUCCGGAAAAAGCUGCGCAGAUGACUCGGCACCGAUACCUGGGGAAUCCGGAUUUUAUGAAGCUAAGCGACGUCGUCGGGGCGAAGACGAUGAACAAACUGCAGAAAGAGGACGAAAAUUUAUCUACUGCAACUUCUCCAGCAACCGAAGGAGAAAAAAAUGUCGCACAGGAUCAAGGUGAGCAAGUAACUCCGACAGUAACGACGGUUCAGGACGAAAAAAGCGAAACAGCGCCGGCGGAGCAGGCGGAGAAGGCAGGUGAGGAAAGAACGGACGCAGAAACAAGCACGAGCGGCGACGACAAGGAUCACACCAGUGAAGGAGGAAAGAAGGAAAGCGUAGAUACUCUUGGGUUAUCUGAGUCUGAGGACGGUAAAACGAACAAGAAGGAGUGGAAAAAAAGCAUUGAGGAGGUAUAGUUCAAUUUUCUUCAUCAAAGCAUCUUUUGCAAUCUUUUUCUGCGAAACCGCACGGGAGACUGGGGACGAGGGGGACCGAGGUUGACCGAGGGCGAGCGACUUUUUUCUGUGUUGUUGGCCAUCGAAAGAGACCUACAGCGCUCGGGGUUGCGGAAUUUUGAGUGAAAAGCGACUUUUUGUGGUUGCUUGAGCGCCGUUUUCGCUCAGAAACCAGACUCAGGUCGUGUUUUGCGGCUGGUGGGAGGAAAAAAAGUCGCUUGACCUCGGUCAGCCUUCGGUCCCCCUCGAGCGUUCUUGCGAUCGCCAGCCCCGACGGCAUGCUUGAUCUAAGCCCUUUGCCUUGAUGCUUUUUUCAGGUUUUUGUGGGAAAGCAUGUUUUGCAAUCUUUUUCUGCGAAACCGCACGGGAGAUGACUGGGGACGAGGGGGACCGAGGUUGACCGAGGGCGAGCGACUUUUUUCUGUGUUGUUGGCCAUCGAAAGAGACCUAAUGCGCUCGGGGUUGCGGAAUUUUGAGUGAAAAGCGACUUUUUUUGGUUGCUUGAUUGCCGUUUUCGCUCAGAAACCAGACUCAGGUCGUGUUUUGCGGCUGGUGGGAGGAAAAAAAGUCGCUCGACCUCGGUCCCCCCUCGGUCCCCCUCGGGCAUACUUGCGAUCGCCAGCCUCGACGGCAUGCUUGAUUUGAGCCCUUCGCCCUGUCGCUUUUUUGAGGUUUUUGUGGGAACGCAUCUUUUGCAAUCUUUUUCUGCGAAACCGCACGGGAGACUGCGGACGAGGGGGACCGAGGUUGACCGAGGGCGAGCGACUUUUUUCUGUGUUGUUGGCCAUCGAAAGAGACCUAAUGCGCUCGGGGUUGCGGAGUUUUGAGUGAAAAGCGACUUUUUUUGGUUGCUUGGGCGCCGUUUUCGCUCACAAACCAGACUCAGGUCGUGUUUUGGUGCUAGUGGGAGGAAAAAAAGUCGCUCGACCUCGGUCAACCUUCGGUCCCCCUCGAGCAUACUGUCGAUCGCCAGCCCCGACGGCAUGCUUGAUUUAUUCGCUUCGCCCUGCUGCUUUUUUGAGGUUUUUGUGGGAAAGCAUCUUUUGCAAUCUUUUUCUACGAAACCGCACGGGAGACUGGGGACGAGGGGGACCGAGGUUGACCGAGGGCGAGCGACUUUUUUCCAGGUUGUUGGUCAUCGGAAGAGACCUAAUGCGCUCGGGAUUGCGGCAUUUUGAGUGAAAAGCGACUUUUUUUGGUUGCUUGAGCGCCGUUUUCGCUUAGAAACCAGACUCAGGUCGUGUUUUGCGGCUGGUGGGAGGAAAAAAAGUCGCUCGACCUCGGUCCCCCCUCGGUCCCCCUGAAGCAUACUUGCGAACGCCAGCCCCGACGGCAUGCUUGAUUUAUGCCCUUCGCCCUGUUGCUUUUUUGACGUCUUUGUGGGAAAGCAUCUUUUGCAAUCUUUUUCCGCGAAACCGCACGGGAGACUGGGGAAGAGGGGGACCGAGGUUGACCGAGGGGGAGCGACUUUUUUCUGUGUUGUUGGCCAUCGAAAGAGACCGAAUGCGCUCGGGGUUGCGGAAUUUUGAGUGAAAAGCGACUUUUUUUGGUUGCUUGAGUGCCGUUUUCGCUCAGAAACCAGACUCAGGUCGUGUUUUGCGGCUGGUGGGGGGAAAAAAAGUCGCUCGACCCCGGUCCCCCCUCGGUCCCCCUCGGGCAUACUUGUGGUUGCCAGCCUCGACGGCAUGCUUGAUUUGAGCCCUUCGCCCUAUCGCUUUUUUGAGGUUUUCAGGGGAGUGUAUCUUUUGCAAUCUUUGCCUGCGAACCCGCACGGAAGAACAUACAGCAUGCAAUCUUGAUCUGGUUUCACUGAGAAACGAACAGAAGCGAAUAUAAGCAAGCACGUAAAUUCUUUCAGGUCGGGAACAAGAUCAAAACUGUGAACAACGUCGCGGAACAAGAGCCGACUGAGAAAGCAGAUACAACCACCCAUCAAAAGUCCGAUCCUUCAGUAACCCUGACCGAGCUUAAAGCGGAGAAAGAAGUAGACGAGAAGGAAGAUCAUGACACUGCUUCAUCUGCUACCUCCCCACCAGAAGCCCCAAAGGAUCACAGCGAAGACGGUAAAGGUGAAGAUGAAGCUACGACCCCCGGCGUUCCCCUCUGCACUGAUGCACCGGUCGCAGAAGGCGAUGGUGGAUCUCGUGAUGAAAACACCCCAACGACCUCCAUCCCCGCUUGUUCCGAGCCGCCACCCGGAGGCGGAGGGACGCCGGUGUAUGACGGGAAACCGAAGAUUAACCCGGUGAGCAAGAAGAAAACCGGUAAUAUCAACAAGGUCGUGAAAAAGGAGAAUACGAAAUCGUUUUUGCAAACCGACAAUGAAGGUGUUAACGGAGAUGAUGAUGAAAAACUAUCAUCAAAAGACGACCAGAACAACAAUUUCUUGUCAACAAGCGAAGAAAAAGGUCAACAGCAUGAUGCUGGGGAGAAAACAGACGAACAUGAAGAUUUCGACGUUGACGACUACGAUGAGCUGAACCACCACCUCGACCCGCAUCACGACUACAGCGAAAAGAGUACAACACAUGUCCACAACCCAGCGGACCAUCCCGACGCGGAGCGGGACUUUCACAAGAAGGGCAAGAAACUCUACGACUGGUCGGAUUACGAUUGGCCGGAGGACAACGGGGAAUCGAAGGAGUGGGACGGGCUGGGAGACGACCCACAAGCAGAGAAAAACGAGGUCCAGCACGGGGAAAUCUAUCCUGUGCAAAAGUAGUGUAGCCGGACUGAAGAUUGCAGCCACGCACGACAAAGCUACUUCCUAACCGGAAGCUGCAUGACAAGUUUCAUUCUCCGUUUUGGUUUUGAAGAAAUUUGUAAUGCAGUACAAUCACGAUGGGAUGCUUUUGCAAUGCAUAAAAUCCACCACGAUUGGGACGGGUUUGGGGACGAUCCGUACUUGGAUAUGCUAGACGAGGAACCACUUUUGGGCGGUAACUGUUUUUAUACUUGUUUUGCAACUGCGGAUUUGGUUUUUGUCAUGCAAAAUCUACUUUAAAAGUGGAAGCACUUUGAUGUCAUGCACUACUCGUGUACAAAAAAUUGUAUCAAAGGUCACGCCAUUUUUUCCGAGGCGGCAAACCAGCACCCGGGGGACUCGAACGACGAGGACCAAGAUUUUUACAACGAUCACAAGUCGAAGCGAACCCGUUAUGCGGAACAGGAUCUGUGGCACGACGACGACUUCGAGCGGAAAAACCAACCGGAAAGAGUGUACUACCACUCCGAGAAAAGAAACAGCGUGCCGGUGCAUCAAAAACCCAACAUCGACAACUACGAGCACCUGGAUUUCGCAAACAACUUCCAGGAGUACACGUUUUUGUGAGCGGCUUCUUGCAGGUCACAAAGUUGAUGUGAAGCAGGAGUAGUUGGGGCGAUGACUAGGAGUGAGCAACUGUAGACACAGCACCGAUGUUGAAGAUGAUAGUACGACUUUUACAUUACGAGAAGCGCGCCGGGUAAUGUGGAGCACCUUUUACCACGACGGGAAUUCAGAUUUGCAGAAACAAGUACAGCAAAGUUUCAGAGUACUCACUUUUACUACACUUAGCGAAAAAGAAAGGUCUUUUGCAUCGAGAGACUAGAGAGAUGAUGAAGAUUGCAGACACGACAGUUAUGGGAUCGAAGAUCGUCCAAAAUACACCUGAAGAUGCCGUGUAAGUUCUUGUCCAGGGAACGGCGGCUUUUUUUGUAGAAUGUAACGUAAGAAAAAAAACAUAGUGAUCAAUUGUUU